UGCUGCUCGCUGGUAGCUGUCUCUCAAAAAAGCUCCGGCGACGAGGAAUAUGACGGCAAUGGCGAUCUUCCGUUCGAGGACAUGGCUCUCCAGAAGCUUCUCGAGUCUUUCUUCUCAUCCCCUUCGCGUCUGUGUGGUCGGCAGCGGACCUGCCGGCAUGUACACCGCCGAGAAAAUGCUGAAGGCGCACCAGGGGGCAGAAGUUGAUAUCAUCGAUCGUCUGCCGACGCCUUUUGGAUUAGUCCGGUCAGGAGUUGCCCCCGAUCAUCCAGAAACCAAGAUUGUGACGAAUCAGUUCUCGAGGGUCGCGCAAAAUGACAGGUGCUCGUUCUUUGGGAACGUUACUCUUGGGUCCUCCAUUUCGCUCUCGGAGCUGAGGAACUUGUAUGAUGUGGUUGUUCUUGCAUAUGGUGCUGAAAGUGACAGAGCGCUGGGUAUUCCAGGAGAAGAUCUUUCUGGGAUAUACUCAGCCAGAGAAUUUGUCUGGUGGUACAACGGGCACCCAGAUUGCAGAAACUUGAGUCCUGAUUUGAAGAAUACCGAUACGGCUGUUAUACUGGGCCAGGGGAAUGUAGCUCUUGACGUUGCUCGUAUCCUUCUACGCCCAACAGAAGAACUGGCAACAACUGACAUUGCCUGCCAUGCUUUGGCUGCCUUGGAGCAGAGCUCUAUCAGGAAAGUCUAUUUGGUUGGCAGACGCGGACCAGCCCAAGCAGCUUGCACUGCGAAGGAGCUACGAGAAAUUCUUGGCACAAAAAAAGUACAGAUUCACAUCAAGGAAGAAGAUUUACAUAAAAGCCCCGAAGAUGAGGAAGAGCUGAAGAACAGCCGUAUCAGAAAGAGGGUUUAUGAGUUGCUCUCCAAAGCUGCCACCACAGGACCUUCCCUUCCUAGUUCUGGUCAACGUGAACUUCACUUUGUGUUCUUCCGGAAGCCUGAUAGCUUUUCUGAGUCAGCUGAGUACCCAGGGCACGUUUCUGGUGUACACUUAGAGAAGACGGUUCUCAAAGGUGUUGGCAGUGGGAAGCAGAUUGCCGUUGGCAGCGGUCAGUUUGAGGACAUUGAGUGCGGUAUGGUUCUGAAGAGCGUUGGCUACAAAUCAGUGCCUGUACCCAGUUUACCAUUCGAUCAUAAGAACGGUGUGGUUCCAAAUGCUGGAGGGCGGGUCAUGAGCGAUACUUCCGGAGACCCUGAACUAAUCGAGCAGGGCUUGUACGUAUGCGGGUGGUUAAAGAGAGGGCCAACGGGCAUCAUUGGGACAAACCUGCACUGCGCAGAGGAAACUGUGGCAAGCAUAUCGCACGACCUUGAACAUGGCUUGAUAGCAUCACCGUCUACGUCAACGAAGCCCGGCAGAGAAGGGCUCCUCCAGUUGCUCGACGACAGGAACGUGAGAGCUGUGCCGUUCAGCGGUUGGGAGAAGAUAGACUGUGAAGAGAGGAAACUCGGGAGUCUGAAAGGCAAGCCCAGGGUGAAGUUAGGCAGCUGGGAGGAUUUACUGAAAGUUGCAGUGUAGUUUCAGUUUUUCGUCUAUACUUCCAAAACUUCAGUGUUAUACAUUUUGAUGGAUAACAUACAAUCAUUUAGUAACGACGAGUUGUAUCGGUUAAAUCAUGCGUAUUAGAUAGGGUUUAUCGUACGAUAUUGUAAUGACUUUUUAUGCUGUUUUCGUACCAAUUUACAAUGGUAUUCCAUUUGUAAUAACUAUCGAUUAAACAACGAUUGUGUCACUAAAAUUGAUUACCAUUCCACAAAACAGGAUUGUAGAAGAGAGCCAGAGAGGGUAUCUAAGUGGAAGGACAAAGAAGUUAGAG
Linum tenue is the source of this 1814-nucleotide messenger RNA. NCBI's taxonomy places the organism in Eukaryota, Viridiplantae, Streptophyta, Magnoliopsida, Malpighiales, Linaceae. The record is from the annotation of a GenBank genome assembly.